UCUGCUGGAUCAGCUCUGACUCCCUGCACACACACAUACACGCACACACACUCACACACAUGCACACACACACACACGCACACUUCCACGCUCCCUCUCACACACUCUUACACAUACACUACCAGGGGGAUUCCUCCGCCACUGCAGCCUGUGCUUGCUCCACCUGGCUCCUGCCUUCCGCCGUUGGGGGGAAAGCACGAUCUAAAAUGACUUUUACUAAAUGGCCAGUGGUCGGAGCUUAGUGCUGAUCCAUCGAAGAGCACUAUGAGUAGAUGACAACAAGCAGCCUUUAAUCCAGAAAGGAUUCCUCUUCUCUGUGCUAAGAGUCUGCUAACCGUGUGUAAGGACCACUGGGAGUACAAGAAUCAAGUCAAGGACACGUUCACUCCCCCUCAGCCUGCAGGAAGAUGGGAGUGAGAAAAUAAAGCUCUGCAGAGUCAAGAGGAGCUUAAUGAGUUCCAAGGAAUCUUAAAACAAACGCUGUGCAUUUGUGUAUGUCUGUGUGAGAGGAUCAGGCAACCAUGUGGACAUUCGCUGCGACUGUCCACUGUCUUCUGGCUGCUGCGCUGCUAUUGGCUUGCUGCCUCCAAUCACUAGUGGCCACUGAGGAUGAUGUCACACCUCGCAUCAGUUUCCCUUACAACGCAAAGGAGAGGUCGGCCAAGAGAUUCUCUGCGGACGGUGUCUUCAAUUACACCUCCUUGCUGCUCAGCCAGGAAGAUGACAUGCUGUACGUCGGAGCCAGGGAGGCGCUGUUUGCCCUCAGCCUCUCGGACAUCAGCAAGACCAAGCUACAGAAGAACCUGACGUGGGGCACUCCUGCUGGAAAGAGAGAAGAAUGCAGCUUCAAAGGGAAGAACUUGGAGACUGAUUGCUUCAAUUACAUCAAAAUCCUCCUGCGGCUGAACAGCACUCACCUCUAUGUGUGUGGCACCUAUGCCUUCAGUCCUAUUUGCGCCUACAUAAACACGUCAACAUUCACGCUGGAGAGAGAUGAAGUGGGCGAGGUCAUGAUGGAAGAUGGGCGCAGUCGCUGCCCCUUUAAUCCAGAGUACAAAUCCACUGCCAUUAUUGUUGAUGGUGAAUUGUACACUGGUACUGUCAGCAACUUCCAAGGGAACGAGCCCGUCAUUUACAAGAGUUUGGGUCAGGGAACUGCUCUGAAGACGGAAAACUCUUUAAAAUGGCUGCAAGAUCCAGUCUUUGUCGGGUCGGCUUACAUCGAGGAGAGUCAGCCAAUAGGCAACCCCGUGGGAGACGACGACAAGAUUUACUUCUUCUUUAGCGAGGCGGGAAAAGAAUUCGACUUCUUUGACAACACCAUUGUGUCGAGGAUCGCUCGCGUGUGUAAGGGGGAUAAAGGCGGCGAGCGGGUGCUGCAGAAGAAAUGGACGACCUUCCUGAAGGCCCAGCUCCUGUGUUCCCUCCCCGAUGACGGUUUCCCCUUCAACAUCAUCCAGGACAUGUUCGUCCUGAAGCCUAUGGGAGACAGCUGGGAGAGCACCGUCUUCUACGGCGUCUUCACCUCCCAGUGGUAUAAAGGAGCAUCAGGCAGCUCAGCGGUGUGUGCAUUCACCAUGGCACAGGUGGAACGAGCCUUCAGCGGGCGCUACAGAGAGGUCAACAGGGAGACACAGCAGUGGUACACCUACAACCACCCAGUGCCAGAGCCACGGCCCGGGGCGUGUGUGACCAACCACGCCAGGCAAAUGGGUAUCCAGUCAUCUUUGCACAUGCCUGAUAAAGUGCUUAACUUUGUCAAGGACCAUUUCCUGAUGGACAGCGUGAUCCGCAGCGCUCCCCUGCUGCUGAAGCGCAGCGUGCGCUACACACAGAUCGCCGUGCACAAGAUCCAAGGCAUGGAAAGGGCUUAUGACGUGCUCUUCAUCGGAACAGAUGAUGGAAAGCUCCAUAAGGCCAUCAACGCCAACGACAAGAUGCACAUCAUAGAGGAGAUGAUUCUGUUUCCUGAGCCUCAGCCUGUGCAGCACAUCGAACUGGAUCCUCAGAGGGGUCUGUUGUUUGUGUCGUCCAACUCUGGGCUGGUGGAGGUUCCUGUAGCCAACUGCUCCAACUAUCUGAGCUGUGGAGAGUGUGUGUUGUCCAGAGACCCAUACUGUGCUUGGACGGGGCGGCUGUGUCGGGACGUGAGGAUGGCUCCACCUGACAGUCACUGGCAGCAGGAUGUGGAGGAGGCCGAUACAUCAGCGAUUUGUAACAGGACGUUUCUCAGCGGCAGAUCUGCCAGACCAGCAGCUUCUCGUGGCUCUCAGUGCCAGCUCAUUACAAUCCCAGUCAACACCUUUCGAGUCCUGCCUUGUAAACUGCGGUCCAACCUGGCACAGAGGAGGUGGCGUUACAGUGACAGCGCCAGCCAGUUCCUCUACGCUACGCCAGAAGGAAACCUUGUGGUGGUGGCACAGGCUGACAGGAUGGAGACCUACGAGUGCUGGUCAGAAGAGGAGAAUUUCCGCCAGCUGUUGGCCAACUACUGCGUGAGGGCGGAGCCCCGUCAGGAAAGCACCACUCUGAUUGGUCACUCACGCACGCCGCACAUUGAGCGAGAGGAGACCAUCAUCCUGCCCGGCGAGUCUCGUUCUGAGCAGGUCCACACGAAGACGUACUGGAACGAACUGAUUGUGGUGUGCGCCCUGCUGGCAUUCUCCCUGGUGGUGUUCUCCUUGUUCGUCAUCUACAGGAACCGGGACCACAUGAAGUCCAUGCUGAAGCAGGGCGAGUGCCCGAACAUGCAGCAGAAGAAGCCGAGGAUUGUGGGAAAGCCUGCUGAGAGCCUACCCCUAAACGGUAACACCAUCCCUGUUUCUACUUCUGAUCACAAGGGCUACCAGACGUUAAAUGACAACUACAUCUGCAGCACGCCCACCCACGAGUCCUCGCCAGACAACAGCAAGAGCUUCUCCGAGGCCUCCGACAGGCGGCCGCUUAACUUGAAGGAGAGCCACGUGGAAUACUCCCCGACCUGCCCCCGGCCCAGGGUGAGGCUAGGCUCGGAGAUCAAAGACUCUAUCGUAUGAGAGCACAGUAUUCGCUAAAAGAUACCACCCUGUAUCUCCAUGAAGGAUACAGGCCACCGAGCAGAGGAGAGGAGACCUUGACAUCCCUCUACAUCACAGCACAUCUUUUAUUUUAGUCAUCUUUUGUUCUGUGAUCAGUGCAGAGGGCAUUUCGUUUAACCAUUUCCACUCCGAAGCCACAGGUUGAUCUGGUGUGCUGCCUAGGGCAGGAAGAGGAGGCAGCAAAACACUGCAGUUUCAGCCAGAAUUAACAACCAUGGCAGCUGCUCAGAGUAGUUAUUACACAGUCUUUGUUUGAGUCAUUCUCAUGGCCACUAAUGUGUGUGAGUGUAGGGCUGGGCAAUAUGAGGAAGAGAAAAACAAAACAAAGGAUCUUCCUCUAAUAUCAGUAUGUAUCUCAGUAUCUCUUUAGGUAUGCAAGAUCCAACAUUAAAAUGUCUAGUUGAUAUUCAUCACAUGAUAUAAUAAAAUAAAUAAAUAGUGAAUAUUAAUAGAUUUCCCAGCCCUAUGUGAGUGUGUGUUACCUUCCACAUGCUCUGCAGAAGAUGGCCGCCAGAGGCCACACUGUUAUUAUGCACACUAGAACCAAGCUACAGCUACAUGGUGACCAAGAGUUCAGGUUUAGGAGAAUAUAAUACAUGUAUUUCAUAUUCAUUAUGAUCCACACAUUAUGGAAGCAAGUCAGAAGCACAUUUUGCUGAGUAAAUGACUGUAUGAGGAUGACGAUGGUGAAAGAUGAGGUAUACUUGGAGAAGACAAAACACGCUGUUGGAACAACAAUUAAAAGGACUGCAACCUUCUGAAAGAUGAUGAAAAAAUGUGAUCAUAAAUUAUGCUCCAGGGCCUAAAUACUGACAUUUACCUCCUGAAUGUAUGUUGUUGUUCAAAGGUUUCUUUCACACGUUACUGCACCAUGGACAAUCUAGGGAACCUGUUGCUCUACAUCUCUGCUCAUCUGAGACAGCCCUGUUCUUCAGUAUUGACCUGCAGGUAUCAUGAUGGGCUCAUAAAACCACAGGAGACAUGAUGACCCUGUUUUUGAGGCGAAUAUGGAAAAGAGUCCUGACAUUAUGUCAAUGGAGGCGGGACAUUUCAAGCACAGAAAGCCACAAAAAAAAAGGGGGACGUCCACACCUUUCCCAUCUUCAGGGCAGCACUGAAAUCAUCAUGUGCACUGUGCCAAAAAAAAAACUUGAUUGUCUUAUCUAAAUGCAAUAGUGCCAUCCAGUUAUGACCACUCCCAUGCUUUGUGUUAGCAUUGAUCACUGUCGAAGAGCACAUGGUGACGGAACCAGAGGUGGGUUUCAAAAAGUGGCACUAAUAAUAAACAAAUGUGAAGUGCAAGGUUGGAAACUUCUCUAAGACUGUUAGCUCAAAACAAACUUUUCAGACUGUGUUGGGCAAAACGUUUGUGUAAAAUCUGAGCUGGGGCCAAAGGAUAUGUCACAGAGAUUGCUUCAUGUGAAAGCUUGUCUUGUGUCAGGUGAGAAAAUAUUCCAGUUUUCCUUCAGGUACCCUUAAAGCUUCACUGGGUAACUUUUAUAGAAAUAACUCUGUCAUAUUUGCUGAAACUGUCGAAACUAUAUCCUGACAGUAGUACAUGAGACAUAUAAUCUGUGAUAAGUCAGAAUCCUCUGGUGCCUCCCAUAGCCUGAAAAAAUAAUGGACGUAGCUAACAUGAUGUCACCCACUGGUUUGUUGACCCCCUGUUUUAUAGCCUUGCAUUCGGACUUCGUCCGUCGCCACCUUCGCUUUUUUGGAUCCAGAAGUGACCCUAUUUGGGCGAGAGGCUGGCACUGUGGACAGCCUGUAACACAAAGCAGCCUGUCUUUAAUAAUGCAUAACUUUAAGCCUUAAUAAAAUGUAGACCGGUGAGUGAGUUAUAUAAGAAUUCACCCCCCGUACAGUUGUCAUGAAUGUUGAAAUUAGCUACAGAGACCAAAACUGUCUUUGUACCAGGCUGUAAACAUGUUAAUUUCUGCUGAAAAGUCGGGCAUUUUAACACUGAGGUCUAUGGAGACUGACUGGCUUUGGAGCCAGCCUCUAGUGGUCAUUCAAAGAACUGCAGUUUUUGGCACUUUCACGUUGGCUUCGGUUUUCAGCCCCAGAGGUUGCUGCUUGGCUCCUCCUAGUGCUGCUUAUGGCAUUUGCAAGAAUCCACCAGAACCAACCACCAAAACAACCAGUCAGAGCCAGGAGGAGUCUCUAAAGCAUGUGAAUCACUGCUUGUGCACAUGCUUAGCUGCUAACAAAAGCAUAUGGCAAAGACAUGUAAACAGAAAUAGACUGGCUUGCUCACCUCCAUAGAAGAAGACCAACAUUUACUCUGAUUGGUUAUACGAGUUCAGGUGUGGUGGACACAUGCAAAUGGCAUUAGGAGCACUCAGAGGAGCCAUAGGAACAUGAUUAUUUCAUUGGUUAUUUGUCUCAUGUACUACUGUCAGGAUGUAGUGACAGUUUCAGCAAAUAUGACAGUUAUUUUUUAUAAAAGUUACCUGCGGUAGCUUUAAAGGAGUUAUCUGCCUUCUUAGUAUCCACUGACGCAUACAGGUACAGUGAGCUUGAGACAUUUGAGCUUGACGAGCGCUAAUGACACAAACUGCUUGGUAAAUUUAAGCGCUAAUAACUCAAAAUUGAAAAAGUAAAAAAAAACAAAAACAAUAAUAACUGUCACACUAGUGGAGAUGUAAUACUUCAUGUUAUUUUGUCCAGACUGCAGCUGCACUAUGUAGUGGUGUGGCUGCACAGAGCGCUGUAUUAGCUCAAUCUAACCCCCUCCCCUCCUCCAGGUUGCAUUUCUUACAUACAUGACGUUCCCCGCACUCAGUCAGAUGUCAUUGCGACGUUAAUGUGAAAGCACAAGUAAUCAGGGUCUUGAAUACUGACAGGUUUGCACACGUCCGUAAAAUCGGAGCAUACACUUAAGAAAUGCAACUACUGAGAGACCGAAGGUGUGGCUGCUGAGGAUGCUGAUUUUUAAGAAAUCAGUCAUUACAGGGACCAGUGCAGCCAUUACAAACACUCUUGCACCCACAUCGCUUAGACUUUUGAGACUUAACAAGCAGAAUUUCCCAAAGAUGUAAGAAGCUGAUGGUGUUGUGUAAAUCUGAAUGAGAUUCAUUUACACGGCCAUAGAGACAAGCUGGCACCACGUCUUAGAAUACAUCACCAAUUCACUGUAUUGAUCAAGUAAGCCUACAGUAUAUAUUCCAGUAUCAUACAGAAUAAACAUUUUGCUAUUUCCAACACUGAGCAGAUGACGAAAUGCUAUGUAACUGCUACAAGGUGACAAAGUAAUUGCACAGCAUACUGCGCAACAGUGGUCAGUGUUUCCUCUUUUUUUUUCUUUAGUUUUUGUUGUGUAUAUACAGUAUCUGUGCUUAAUAUUGUGUGUUUUUCAAGGGACCUUGUGCAAGAUGUGUUGUAGAGAUAGUCUUGAAACUAGAGAGUGAACACUGCUGAUAUUUUGUUUUCAUAGUGCUUUACUGCCUACUUCAGCAUACAUUUCAAAUCUUGCACAGAAACCUGCACAUCUCUUAUCAUGCUGUUAGUUCAGCACCUGGGCUUGUUUUUAUCAAGCAUGUCAAAGCAGGAGGGGUAUCUCUUUUUAUUUCCAUGCCAAACUGAAUUAAAGGUGUAGUUUGAUAUUCUAGGGAGUAUGCUUAUUCACUUUCCUACUGAGAGUUAGAUGAGAAGAUUGGUACCAUUCUCAUGUCUGCACCACAGACUGUAUAAAAUACCAUAGACUGUAUAGCUAUCAUGACAUCACCCAUUGGUUUGUGGACCUCUGUUUUGAAGCAUCGAAACAUCUUUUUUGGAGUCAGAUGUUACUAGAUUGCUAUGGAUCUAACUCAUAGACCGUAGCGACGCCUCGCAGACAGCCUGUCACUGCACUGUCAAGGGGCCAUGAUGACUUGUAUAAAAAUUCAUCCCACGUACAGUUGUCACGAAUGGGGAAAAAUAGCUAUAGUGUGCUCGAGCAAAGAGUCAAAACCCGGAAAUGAGUUAGCAUUUUAGCAUUCCUAGUUCCCUUGUCUUGAAUUGAUUGUUUUUUUUGAAUGGGUCUGUGGUUAACACAAGCUUAAGAGACGUUCAUGUUUUGUUCUACGUCAUUAAAUAUGUCAGUAAAUACCCAACUUGUGAAUAUUGAAGCUUAAAUGUGUCUUAAAAAAGGUGGUUGCUAACAAGAGGUUAAAUGAGACUACAGAACGUCAUCACACUGAACGCGGCUUUACAGCUUCGUUGUGGCCCAGUUGAAAUCAUGCGACUGUAUUGUAGUUUGUUCAUAGCCUUAAGUUAGCUUUUUACUUCUGGCAAUUGCAGGUACACUACAAAAAAUAAAAGUGGUGUUUAUUUGUGAAGAUUAUCUUGCUGAACAAACUGUAUAAGUAUUAUAAACUUGUGUUUGCCACAGAGCUUUUUUUAUGCAAUAAUCCAAAACCCAAUGCAAAAUCCCAUUGACUUUUCGCGGAGGGAACUAGGGUGAUGUUAACUUUCAUGUCGGCCUACAGUACCACCCCUGGAACACUUUAUAGAGACCAUAACCAUUGUUUGUACCAGGCUAUAAACAUGUUUCUGUCUGCUGUAAAGUUUGGGGGUCUAAGGGGAUUGACUCGCCUCUGGAGCCAGCCUCAAGUGGCCAUUAGAGGAAUUGCUGUUUUUGGCACUUCCAUGUUGGCUUCAUUUUUCAGCCCCGGAGGUUGCUGCUUGGUCUGCUUGCUAAAUAUGAGGCGACAAGUAGCAGCUGGUUAGCUUAGCAUUGAGACUAAAAUUGGGGAAGUGGCUAACCUGGCUCUGUCCAAAGGUAACAAAACCUGCGCAGUAACACCCUGGCAUCUUGUCAUCACCUUGACAGGAAGCCAAGUGAGACUCCAUGAAGCCAAGAAGUAGUCCGGCACAUAACCCUUCGUGAAACCGCAAUGUGUUAUUUUUAUUAGUGAACUUUGGAAGUACUGAUAGGCAGAUUUUGUUCCUAAGCUGGUUUCUCAUGCCUCUUGUCUUUGUGCUAAGCUAAGUGGUUGUUGGCUGUAGCUUCAUAUUAACUGUACAGACACGAGUGAUGUCGAACUUCUCAUCUGACUCUUAGUAAGAAAACAAAUAGUUGUAUUUCCUAAAAAGGUCCACCUAUUCCUUUAAUCUUGUUUGCUGAGACUAACCAAAUAAACAAGAGUAUAACAUUUGCCAACAGAUGCAUAACCAGAACAGAUCAGACUCUAAAAGCCUCAGUGCCGAGCAUUGUUUGUCACCACAAACAGUGACAGCAGAUUCUCUAAACUGCAAGAUGUCUCUCUGGAGGCUGAAUACCCUGCUUUCAGAUGCUUGGUGGAUAACCUCACAACAGCAUUUUCAAAAUGCCUUUAGAUGUCAAGUUGUUCUGCCUUUAGCCACGUGCCACAGUGUACACUACCCAGCAGUGACCUCACCAACAGAGCUGUGGUCAAUGGUGUGAUUGUAGCCCUCCAUGGGCACACUUAACUCCACAACACAACACGGGUCAACAGUAGAUUUACAGAUUCACUCAAGCCACCGUUAACUUUACCUGCAAACAAUAACACUGGGAGCUGCUCAAAAUCUUGUACCAUUCUGCAGUCUUUGUUUGUGUCAGAUUAAAACUGUGCACAUAGGAGACAUCUUUGUGAAGAGGUCAAUAUUUAAGAGUAAUAAUAGUGAAGCUGAAGCUGCAGUAUAUUUGAUCUUCAUAGUUAAUAAUGCCAAAAUGGUGUCAUAAAUGCAUAUUUAUUAAUAAUGUGCUUUUCAUUAAAAAGCUAAUUAUACCACGGUGAUUCAUUUUGAGUGGCUCCUCAGUAAUGCAACAUACUGUACUGGACAUGAAUGUAGCCAACUAUAACAUUUUGUGGAACAUCUACAGCAGUCUAUUUUCCUAAAACGGCUUAAGUAGGCAAUUCAUUGCAACAUCUUUUUAGGAUUUUGUUUCAACGGUCAUACCACAAAGAAAUGGCACAAUAGAAGUAAUUAAUCAUUUGUGCUGCACGAUGUAGUACUGCAGUAAGAUGCAAGCACAGCUCCAAAUCCUCCGUAUCGGCUCAGCCAUGAGACACAGCAACAGCUUUGCCUCAGCAUACUGAACACCAUAAGCUUAGUUGACUGAAUAACUAUUAGACAAAUGUGGUCUUGCCUGCAUGAUUUCCUUUUUUUAUUUGUUGUGUAUAAAUAACAUUGUGAACUGUAUUUUUUGUAUCAUUGAGAUUGUGACUGUUGUUUUUAUUAUAUUGUACAUAAAAAGCACUUUAUUUUAAUUUUUUAAGAUAAAUGAAUAAAAUACAUGUUUUGACACAUGCA
Epinephelus moara (kelp grouper) is the source of this 9335-nucleotide messenger RNA. RefSeq names its product semaphorin-4B-like. Lineage: Eukaryota; Metazoa; Chordata; Actinopteri; Perciformes; Serranidae. Gene Ontology annotation, molecular function: chemorepellent activity; semaphorin receptor binding. The transcript has 15 exons. Gene Ontology annotation, biological process: semaphorin-plexin signaling pathway; negative regulation of axon extension involved in axon guidance; axon guidance. The coding region runs from base 522 to 3035 and encodes 837 amino acids. The record is from RefSeq and is a predicted model, not a curated record.